Messenger RNA from Pipistrellus nathusii (Nathusius's pipistrelle), 1374 nucleotides. Lineage: Eukaryota; Metazoa; Chordata; Mammalia; Chiroptera; Vespertilionidae. The record is from the annotation of a GenBank genome assembly.
AUGGCUCGGACACUGGGAACACUGGGGCUGUUGGGCCUGUGCUGGUCUCUGGCCAUUGCCCACCCUGUUACUUCGACUAGUGCCUCUGAGAGUGGAGCUGAAGGUGGGAAUAGGAACCAGCUGGUCCCAGACAUGCGUGAACUCUGCUCAGAUGGCUGGAGCUUUGAUGCUACUACUCUGAGUGAAAAUGGGACCAUGCUGUUUUUUAAAGGGGAGUACAUGUGGACUGCUCAUCACUGGUCCCGGGAGUUGAUUUCAGAGAAGUGGAAGACCAACUCCGUGGAUGCCGCCUUUCGCCUUGGUCAGGACACUGUCUACGUGAUCAAGGGGGACAAGGUCUGGGUGUACCCUCCUAAGGACAAAGAGGAGGAAAACCCAAAGUUGUUGCAAGAUGAGUUUCCUGGAAUCCCAUUCCCAGUGGACGCAGCUGUGGAAUGUCACCGUGGAGAAUGCAACAGUGAGGGCAUCCUCUUCUUCCAAGGUAACCACACAUGGUUCUGGGACUUGGCUACAAAAACCAAAAAGAAACGUGACUGGCCGGCUGUUGGGAACUGCUCCUCUGCCAUUCGAUGGAUUGGCCGUUACUUCUGCUUCCGGGGUAACCAAUUCCUGCGCUUCAACCCUGUCACGGGAGAGGUGCUUCCUAAGUACCCUCUGGAUGUCCGAGACUACUUCAUGCCCUGCCCUGGCAGAGGCCACGGGAACAGAACCCACCAUGGAAAUGGUACCAACCAUAACUAUAAGGGAGUACGCUGUCGCCCAGAUGUAGUCUUGUCUGCACUGCUGUCUGACAACCAUGGUGCCACCUACGCCUUCAGUGGGUCCCACUACUGGCGUUUGGACGGCAGCAAGGAUGGGUGGCAUAGCUGGCCCAUUGUCCAUCAGUGGCCCAACGGUCCUUCAACAGUGGAUGCUGCCUUUUCCUGGGAUGAUAAACUCUAUCUAGUCCAGGGCAAUCAGAUCUAUAUCUUCCUGACAAAGGGAGGCUAUACCCUAGCAGAUGGAUAUCCAAAACGGCUGGAGAAGGCAUUAGGGAGCCCUCCUGGGACCAGCCUUGAGGCUGUGGACGCAGCCUUUAUCUGUCCUGGGUCUUCUCGACUCCACAUCAUGGCAGGACGACAGCUGUGGUGGCUGGACAUGAAGUUAGGAGCUCAAGCGACAUGGACAGAGCUUCCUUGGCCGCAUGAGAAGGUCGACGGGGCCCUGUGCAUGGAAAAGUCUCUUGGCCCCCAUUCCUGUUCUGCCAACGGCUCCGGCUUGUACCUCGUCAGUGGCCCCAACUUGUACUGCUACAGCAACGUGGAGGAACUGAGUGCCACCAAAGCCCUUCCCGUGCCCCAGAGAAUGAACAGCCUCCUGGGCUGCAGUCACUGA